AUGUUGUUUCCUGCUAAUCAGUUUGUUGUUGUAGUGAUAUUUGUGCAGGCACACAAUGAUCAAGAACCUGAUAUGAUGGGUGGAGCUGGAACCAUAUAUUCUCAAGGUCAGUCCAGCUUUACGCGUAGCUUGUCGUCGGAACAAUUUACUACUCCGAUCGACUACCGUAAUAUCACUGGGGAGUUUAUCCCAGAGGAUCAUGGUUUCGACGGGCUUCUCUCUGUUGCGCUUCCAGGAUACUCUCGGGCUAUGGACUCGCAUAUGAUCCAGGCUAUGGCAGAUCUACCAGACAAAUUCCCCUUCAACGAAGAUUAUAACUCUGGCUACCAUUUGGGUAUUGGUUGGGAACAAUCGACAGUUCACAAUGGCACUCAAAUUAGCUCAGAAACUGGACUGAAAUACCUGAGUGUGAAGACCUUCGAUACCGUGGAAUUUACCCAAGAUGCUGGAGAAAUAAUAUAUACCCUUUCGCCUGCCAAAGAAAUCCUUCUCUCCGCUGGAUCUAUCAGGACACCGCAUAUCCUUCUCUACUCAGGUAUCGGCGACGCUGACAAACUCAGUUCUGUUGGCAUUACUCCUACUGUGCAUCUCCCUGAUGUCAGGAAGAACCUCACUGAUCACCCGAGGUAUGCUUUAGCUUGGACCAUCAAUAGCACGGACACCAUCUAG
Molecule: messenger RNA, 669 nt
Organism: Desarmillaria tabescens
Lineage: Eukaryota; Fungi; Basidiomycota; Agaricomycetes; Agaricales; Physalacriaceae
Exons: 5
Coding region: 1-669 (222 amino acids)
Molecular function (GO): oxidoreductase activity, acting on CH-OH group of donors; flavin adenine dinucleotide binding
Source: RefSeq, a predicted model, not a curated record